Vollenhovia emeryi is the source of this 861-nucleotide messenger RNA. Its product is annotated as N(6)-adenine-specific DNA methyltransferase 2. Gene Ontology annotation, molecular function: protein-lysine N-methyltransferase activity; nucleic acid binding. The transcript is spliced from 5 exons. Lineage: Eukaryota; Metazoa; Arthropoda; Insecta; Hymenoptera; Formicidae. Gene Ontology annotation, biological process: methylation. The record is from RefSeq and is a predicted model, not a curated record. Bases 141 to 785 code for a protein of 214 amino acids.
GGUUCCAAGUCACUGCUAUACCAACCAAUACCAACUGAUGUCAACAGCACGAUGCAAUUCUUUGAAUUGGACUCCACAGAGAAUAUAGAAGUCUGUGUCUCUGUGACCGCAUCAGCGCGCAACAAAUCGCACUGUAAACGAUGAGCGACAGCGAUGACGAUCGGCCGCAGUUGAGCUCGAGCACGCUUGCCGCGCUACACGAAUUCCUGCUGGAGAAGGAAGAGCGAGAGAACUUGCUGAAACGUAUAGCCGAGGGAGUUCGGAUACCCGAUACUCCCUUCGACGAGGAUUGGCAACUGAGCCAGUUUUGGUACAAUGACGAUACGAUAGCAGCUUUUGUCAGAGGUGCCUUGAACUCUACGCCGGCGAAUGGAAAGGUCGCCCUGGUUUCUUGUCCGACCCUUUACGGCAAACUGAAGAAAGAAUGCGGCGAUCGGCAAGUCACGCUGUUCGAGUAUGACAGUCGUUUCGAGAUAAUUGGUGAAGAUUUUAUUCCGUAUGACUACAAGUUCCCUCUGGACGUCCCGCGGAACAUGUCUGGUCAGUUCGACCUGGUUCUGGCCGACCCACCGUUCCUCUCGGAAGAGUGUUUGACCAAGACGGCAGUGACGAUAAAGUUCCUCGCCAAGAAGAACAUCGUGCUCUGCACAGGUGCCGUUAUGGCCGAGUUGGCGGAGAGGCUGCUGGACGUCAAAAAGUGUGACUUUGUUCCAGGUCACAAGAACAAUUUGGCGAAUGAAUUUUGCUGCUACUCGAAUUUCAGUUUUGACAAAACUCUGGUGUAAGUGUCAAUGGUGUCGGAGACAGUAUUGAACAAAGAUAUAUAUAUAUAUUUUGUGAUAAAUACAUUUAAAUGUUGUU